AACAUUAUGUUGAUGCAGAAGAUGAGCCUGUGGAGUUGUUUGUAGUCACAGUAGAAGAGCAGUCUUUGUUUCAGGCUGCUUAUCCUGAUGUUGUUGCCCUUUAUCAAGUGGAAAAGUCAGAAGUUCUGAAGAAGAAACAGAAAAACAGGAAAGACAGACCAAAAGAAAAGGAAUUAUCAAAUGUUUACGAUGAAGUUAGCGAUCUUCUGUCUCAAAUUAAUUUAAAAUCUAGAUGUGGAAUUCUUCCUGUGCAAGAAUCCAAGUCAGAUAUAAAAACUCCCCCAGAAGAUGAGAUACACCAGAGAAGUACUGAAUCAAAAGAUCUAGUGUUAGCUGCAUCUUCCUGCAUAACAACUGUUCAACUGCCAGCAUCAGCAGCCACUCUGACUGCAUCACCUUACUUGCUCUUACAGAGUACGUUGGCUGACUCACCUGUAUUGCCAGCACAAUUUACUAAAACUUCAGGGAUAUCAUCCUCUUCCUCUGCAACAGCUGAUCUACAGCUGAGCAGUAUUCAUUGGGAAGGAACCUUCUUCAGUGCUUCACCAGCCCAUGGGGGUCAUACCCAUGAUCCAGCAGCUGACUUAACUACAUACAUAAAACACUCGCAUCCACUAGGUCAUGAAACAGUAAGAAAUAGCUUAGAAUAUUCUGAUGCUAUGCAGUCUGAUCAUCAUCAUUCUGAUAGUGCAGAUGAUUUGGUUUCAGAGGAUGCUAUGGGACAACUUCAGAAGUGGUCUUGGAGUGAGCGAAUACUUAAGAUGACUUCCAUUCCAUCAAACCCGUUGUUUGAAGAUGUAAUGCAACCGGAAUCUCUGAAAUCUUUUAAACAAACAAAAGAAACAUCGAAUCCUGAUAAAGAUUAUGUCUCUUCUUCGUGUCAGUUAAAUAAACUAGUGCAGGAAAGUAAAAAUGUGCUAUCAGAAAACUAUGCAAGGGAAUCCAGCAUUUAUCAAGGUCAGUACAAAAGAGCUGACAGCCUGGCUGAAAUGAAGCAAAAAGACUGUAAUAUAAGCAGUUCAACAUCUCUAGCCCUCAGUGGGCAAACAACAGAGUCACUGCGUCCUGGGUGUGAAAUGUUUCCAGUGUCUCAAAAGCCAGCAGAUGUUGUAACUGGCUGUCACAUUAAAAAAGCUUGUACUCAAACAACUUGGAAAACUUCUUAUAAAAAGAGUGUGUGUCAGAACAGAUGCUCUUCUAGUGAAGACAGUGAUGGUGGGAACAUGAAUAAAAAUCUGAUUUAUGAGCAGCGGAAAAGGCAACUGAACCCUGGUCAGUUUAAAAAAUGUUUUACAAAGAAAAGGAGUAACGUUGUUACUAACAAAAGAACAAACAGUGACUCGGCCCUUAUAAUUAAAGGGCAGAAGAAAAAGACCAAUUUAAGAAAAGCUGGCAAUAGUUUGUCAUUGCAAGUAUCUCUAAAACCAUUCUCUGUGGGGGAAGUUAAUUGUUUCCAAAGUCCAGAGCAACCGUUUGAGAGGUCAAGUUCUGGUUCCAGGCAGCAAUCCGAAAGUGCUGUUCUAACUUACACAUGGGCAGACAGUCCCCUUCCUCUGUCUGAAAGACUAAAAGGAAGAAUCAAAAUCGAUUAG
Molecule: messenger RNA, 1592 nt
Organism: Phaethon lepturus (White-tailed tropicbird)
Lineage: Eukaryota; Metazoa; Chordata; Aves; Phaethontiformes; Phaethontidae
Product: flap endonuclease GEN homolog 1-like
Exons: 2
Source: RefSeq, a predicted model, not a curated record